This is a messenger RNA of Xenopus tropicalis (tropical clawed frog), 1099 nucleotides long. RefSeq names its product transmembrane 4 L6 family member 4. The record is from RefSeq and is a predicted model, not a curated record. The coding region runs from base 115 to 735 and encodes 206 amino acids. NCBI's taxonomy places the organism in Eukaryota, Metazoa, Chordata, Amphibia, Anura, Pipidae. The transcript is spliced from 5 exons. Gene Ontology annotation, cellular component: membrane.
CUUAUCGACACUCUUCUUGCCAGCGGCACUCUCGCUCUGCGCUCUCCUCUUGGCCAGUUAUUCCUACAUUCUUGAUCCCAUUUUAUUUGGCCUCUCACUUCCAAAGGCUUUUCAAUGUCCUGCUUCCCCGCUUGCACCCGGGACUGUUCCAGGUUUAUCGGGGUGUCCCUGUACCCCUUCUGCGUCCUCAGCAUCCUCUGUAACAUCUUCUUGUUCUUCCCGGGAUGGAGUGUAGAGGCCAUCAAUAACCCAGGAGAACAUAUGACCCCAGAAGUCCUUUAUCUUGGGGGUUUCAUGGGCAGUGGAGUUCUGGUCCUGAUUGCUGCAAUCUAUAACCACUGCAUAGGGAAGCCUGGGAAAUAUAGCAGUCGGUUUAUGAUGUUCCUCUCUAUCAUAAUCUCGGCCCUUGGGGUGUGUGGCGCUCUCUAUGGUCUUGUUGUCUCGGCCCUGGGUCUGGCCAAUGGUCCUCGCUGCCUCUACCUGUUUAUAAGUGGACGGGUUCAGUGGACAAUCCCCUUCAAAUUGCCUCUGGAAUUUUUAAAUUUAGAAAGAAGUUACCUCUUCAACAGGAAAGCCUGGGAUCGGUGCGUAGAACCCACUGGGGUGGUUGAAUUUAACGUCAUUUUCUUUUCCACAAUCCUGGCCUCCAGCUGCAUCCAGAUAGUGCUGUGUUCCAUUCAGAUGCUGAACGGGCUGUUUGGCUGCAUCUUCACCCCGCGCCUCACCAAAUUCUAAAACAUAAAUGUCUAGUCUCAGUUUUCUUUGGAUUAUUAAUACGUGACCUGGACUCUGCGGUUCUACAUUCUACAGAACUAGCUGCUCCUAAACAGAUAAAUAUAAUGCCUCCUGGGGGCCAUUUCCAACAGAGAGGAGCCAGUUCCGCCAUUUUGUGCAGACUUGCAGGAAGCCAAUCCCAACAGAGAGGAUCAUGGGAGUUGUGGCCUUUCCAGAGUUCCAAUAUCGAGCAGAGAGGCCUCUGGGGGUAACGUCCUUCGCAGAUUCUUACCACAAAGCCAUAUCCAGGGGACACUUUUCUUUGCGUUCUGUCCUGUGUGUGAUGUUAAGAAACUGAAUAAAUUUUAAACCUUAUUUAAAAAGC